AUGUCUCUGGUACUCCGACUCACUUUUGUAGAAGCAAGUCUUCAUCUAUUGAGUCUGAAGAAAAAGGUGGCCAACAGGAAUAUUGAUGUUGCCAAUGUAAUUAGGGCCUUGGACCUCUCUCCUGUCAAUAUGGCUUUAGCGUUGGUAUUCCUCCACAGAUACCAACAAAAUGAAGUUAACUUUGUGGAUUCAUCCGAGUGCGAAAACUUGCCAUAUUACCUCAUGAUCUCUUCCCUCGUUCUUGCAAACAAAUACUUGAACGAUCAAUCGUAUACACUCAAGCUGUGGCUGAGUAUACUUCGUAAAUGCCUGGCACUUCUGCCCUCGUUGUCCCUUCUCAACCAAAUGGAAGCACAUAUGUUGGCAGCUCUCAACUACAAACUCAGCGCUGCCCAUGAUCUGCUGCUCUGGAAAGGGUUGUGUCACCUCCAUCGUGGCUCUGUACAAAAGCUCAGGGUUGCAGCCGAAUGUGAAAGGCCUGGAGCCUUUAAAGCAUCCGGUAGACCCGUGAAACGUUCUAUGGAUGAGUACGACCUAGUAGUAGCUCAGAAAAAACCACACUGGCUGCUAGACGCAGGCUUGGGGAGCCUUCUGGUGCCCUUGUCUGCCUCGGUGGGAUUGGCUUCACCACCACUGUCUCAGGCCAGUCCCACGUCGUACUACCCACGCCACGCUAUGAAGCACCGCAAGACACAAUCUACGCCAAGCUACAAGAAUGGCUGUAUGCCUUAUGCUUACCAGGCUGCUCCAAUGCAACCUGUUCCUUCUCUUCACUCUGCAUUUGUACCUCCGUUGGUGCAUCCUAAUUUCUCAAACUUUAAUCAAGCAAAGCAUACUGCCAUAUCCGCAGUGCCACCUGUGAUGCCUUCUUCUGGCUACACUUCGGUGUACGCUACUCCCUGUAGCCAUGCCAUGGCUACAUUUACACCUAACGCAUACACUGGCGCUUACGCCCCAAUGAACUACGGCAAUGGAGCCUCCAUGACUCCAACACCCAACUUGAUGAGCAAUCCCAUCACCCCCAUGUCGGUGGCCGGAUCCACCGUUCCAUAUUUCGUGGCCCACCCAUAUCUUCCCGCUGGUAGUCCGCUUUAUGCGCAGACUCCUUUGAAAUCGCUGAAGGUGCCGGUUGGCCCGGUGGACAAUAUGGGUUUGUCAUUCUGCCCUGGACUUCCUUACACUUCCAGAUUCGAGAUGGCAUGA
Australozyma saopauloensis is the source of this 1203-nucleotide messenger RNA. RefSeq lists its product as uncharacterized. Gene Ontology annotation, cellular component: nucleus; cyclin-dependent protein kinase holoenzyme complex. The transcript has a single exon. Gene Ontology annotation, molecular function: cyclin-dependent protein serine/threonine kinase regulator activity; protein kinase binding. Gene Ontology annotation, biological process: regulation of cyclin-dependent protein serine/threonine kinase activity. NCBI's taxonomy places the organism in Eukaryota, Fungi, Ascomycota, Pichiomycetes, Serinales, Metschnikowiaceae. The record is from RefSeq and is a predicted model, not a curated record. The coding region runs from base 1 to 1203 and encodes 400 amino acids.